Molecule: messenger RNA, 1578 nt
Organism: Cavenderia fasciculata
Lineage: Eukaryota; Evosea; Eumycetozoa; Acytosteliales; Cavenderiaceae
Exons: 8
Coding region: 1-1578 (525 amino acids)
Source: RefSeq, a predicted model, not a curated record
AUGUUUCCUUUGUACAGUCAAUCACAAUCAUUCUCUUUGUUCCCAACAUUUGAAAUUGAUAACAAAUCGAAUGACAGAGCUAUCAAAGGCAAAGAUGCAUUGGAAACAAUCAUUCAGAAUUCAAAAAGAAAUAGGUGUUGGGAAGAAUGUAUGAUGUCACUUCAAAAUGGAUGUAAAGGAAUGGAUGAUAAUGCCAGAAGUAAACUGGCUGUUCAAUUGGCAAAUUGUCAUUUGGAGAAAUCUGGAAUGAAGACUUAUUUAUGUUCAAAAGAAAUGACAGUUCAAGAUUGUACAAGAUCGAUGAGUGAAACUGCCUAUAUGACAUACACCAACUUUUAUAUAUCAACCGAAAACAUUUGUUAUUAUCUGAUGAGUGAAUUGUUUCAAUCUAGAACUGAAGAAGCUGUCAAUGAAUUGGUUCAUUCAACUGUUGAAACAUUAAACUCUAUGAAAUCAAUUCAUCUUCAUUCUCUUCAACUUGAAGAAUCAAUGGAUCAAUCAAAUAUUGCACAACAAAAAUUAUCCAAUACUCAGCAAUCAAUGAAAUUACAAAUAGAACAAUCAAUGGAUUAUUUAAACAAGAUUACCUCUACCUCUGAGGAUAUAAAAGAUUCAAUGAGAGAAACAUCUGUAAAACAAGAUGAAUUAUCAAAAGAACAAAAGAAAUUAUCUGAAGAAUAUCAACAAAAUUCAAAAAUGUCAUUAGAUUUAUUAUUGAGAAUUAAAGAUAGUGCAUCUUCAAUAGCAACAAAUACAUUGGAAUCAAUUAAAAAUCAAAUGGAUUUAUUGGGACUUCAAAAAGACACCAUUUCAGAUCUCAAUGGACUUGGUGAACUAACAGAUUCAUUUAUAUCAAAACAAAAAGAUUUGCUAGAGUCACAAGAAACCAUUGUUCAAGGACACAAAUUGAUUAUUAAUAUCUUGGAUGGUAUUCAUAAUCUUUCAAAUUUAAUAUUAUUUGAAUUUAUUGAUGCAAAAUCUUUAAUUUAUUAUCUUGUAACAAUCUUUUUUAUAUUUUUAAUAACUUCACAUAAAAGAACAAGUUCAUCAAGAAUACCACUUUAUAUUGGUUUGGUAGUUAAUCUAUUUGUAGAAAGAGUUGUAUUAAAUCAUAAUAGUAUGUCACCAUCAUCAAGUUAUAUCAUAGAUAUAGUACCCGAUUUUAUAUUAUCAAUGAUACUGCCGACUAGUUGGGUUGAUGAAUCUGUAUAUAUCAACACAUCAACAGCAAGUGAUAUCAUUCAAGCCAAAUUUCAAUUUAUAGGUAAAUGUAGAAAAAUAUUUGCCAUCUAUACAGUUUCAACUCUAUUUCUAGCGUUAUGGUUCUAUCGUGAUUAUGAACGAUUGAAUCAUAGACUAUUACUAGAUCUUACAGAAUCAAAUAGAAAAAUCAUUAAAUCUCUAUCAAAGGUUUAUAAAAUCCAAAGUGGUACCACUUCCAACACCAUCAAAAAGAAACAAACCAGCAAUAAUAAUCAUCAUAUUUCACAUACAACAAAUAAGAAAACCGAAAACAGUAAUAUUAAUAAUAAUGAAAACAAAGACAACAACAUAGAAAUGUCAACUGAUCAAGCUUAA